GUGUUGUCACGUUUCCUGAUUGGAGGGCGUGGUAUCAUUCCUCUCGGCUGGCUGACUUCUUAGCUAGUAGCUGCUGUUGUCUGAGUGCAUGUGUGCCAAGGAGAGGGCGGGGAUAAGGCUACAGAACGCAGCCCCAAUUCCGCUGAUAAGCAGCUGCCACAUAGAGAAAGUUAUCCCGUGCAUCGUACGGCUGCAGGAAAUGUGUCCGAUCUGCUACUCUGAAACUCGGUGGAAGACAGUCACUGCAGGCUGAGCUGCUGCACGAGCUCUCUGUUCUCUGCCUGGCUGCUGCACUGGAAUGGCCUGUGAACUCAUGGCUCUUCAAAGUUCUCAAGAUGAUGAACAUCCCAUGUCACCUUUUUACGUGAGUGGUGACGUGGCUCAAGUCAACGUUCCUGCUGACAGAGACAAAAACAGCGUGCAGAGAGGAGCGAUCAGCGCCACAACCCCCUAGGCAACGAGCUUACCUGCAGCAGAUCGCCGAUCCUCGCCGACACCCUUCUCCAGGAGCGACACAGACGCAGCAACAGCUUCCUUGUCGCAGGACCCGGACCUCACGUGUUCCAGCGCCGCCCACGCACUUCCUGCUGCUCUGACUCAUCGAUCCUGGACCCUACAGCUCUGAAAAGGACCCCCUUCAUCUAGAUUCGGGAAAUAACUAACAAGGAAAACAUCCCUUCAGGGUGUGGCAGUUUGGGUGCUUGUGGCCUUGCAAAGGAAGCAGAGAAACUCCAGGAAAAUUGUUCUGGGUACAUCGAGGAAAGAAGCAAACCGAAGAGGCAGAAAUCAAGCAGCAAGCUUUCUGAGCUCAAUGAAAAUAAAGAUAGCCCACUGAGUACAGAACAUUUACUUAAAUCAAGAAGUGUAGACAUACAAGAGCUCACCGGCAUGGAAGUAUUGUCAGAAGCAAGCAGCAAAGAAAUGAGUAGUGAUCAAGAAUAUUCAAGAAUCUCCCUGGCAGCAAAAAUGAAAAUUCAGGAACAAAAGAAUAAUUCUGAAUCAAGACCGCAAAGACGGCUAGAGGCUGAAGAGAGCUUUGUUCCUGAGGUGCCUCGGCUGGAUCUCACAUCACUGUGUGAUGACAGUAACUGGGAAGAGCCAGUUCCAGCCUUGACCUCUUGGGAGCAAGAUGGAAGAGACUCAGAUGAGGCCCGGUUGUCUCCUCAGGCAGGACGCCUUAUUCGCCAACUUCUUGAAGCAGACGGUGACCCUAUGUUGUCUCCUCGUUUUUAUGCAUAUGGCCACGGUCAUCUUGAUGACCCUGAAGUGCCCCCCUCACCUCCAAACGCACAUUCUUUUAUGAGGAGGCGCAGCUCUUCUCUGGGUUCACAUGAAGAGGAUCGAGAUGAGGACCUUACACCAGCACAGCUCACUCGCAAAAUCCAGAACAUCAAAAAGAAAAUCCGCAAGUUUGAAGAUAAAUUUGAAGAAGACCGAAAAUACAGACCAUCUCAUCGGGACAAAGCUACAAACCCUGAAGUAUUGAAAUGGAUGAAUGAACUGGCAAAGUUCCGGAAGCAGUUGAAAGAGACAAAAAUCAAGCUGUCAGAAGAAGACCUUGUUCCUCAGAUGCGCCAGAGAAGCAAUACACUACCAAAAAGUUUCGGCUCUCAGCUUGACAGAGAGGAGGAAAAGAAACCAGAGACGGUAGAAAAGCCUGCCAAGCCCUCAAUAGAAGCAACAAUGGAGGCAAUCCAAAAAAAGCUUCAAGAAAAAAGGAAUGAAGUCAGUCGGCCUGAAGACGUAAAGGAUAUGACUAGAGAUCAGAUUGCCGCAGAGAAAGUGUCUCUUCAGAAAGCCCUACUUUACUUUGAAAGUAUUUACAGUAGACCGGUAACCAAGAACGAGAGACAAGUAAUGAAGCCAUUGUAUGACAGAUACAGACUUUUUAAGCAGAUUCUAUGUCGAGCCAACACUAUCCCAGUCAUUGGAUCACCCUCAAGCAAGCGGAGAAGCCCUUUGCUGCAGCCAAUUAUCGAGGGUCAAACAGCAUCCUUCUUCCAGGAGGAAGAAGAGGAAGGAUCGGAAGAUGACAGCAAUGGGAACACAGAUUUUACAGUUACAAUGAAGCCUGGUUUCAGCGUGAGAACUUUUUUGGAGCAGCUAGAAGAUGAUGCAGAUGGCUUUGUGUCUCCAGUGGAUGACAACCUUCCUUCUAAAAGCAGCCAAGAUCUCGGACUCGGCAGCCUUCAUUCUGCAUCAAUCCCAGAGCUCUUCGAGCAGCUACAGGAAGCAAGGGAAGAGAAAAAGAGGAUCCGAAAAGUGCUGAGAGAUUUUGAAGAUAAUUUUCUGAGGCAAAAUGGAAGGAAUGUGCAAAAAGAAGACCGGAACCCCAUGGCUGCAGACUACAUUGAGUACAAGAACAUAAAAGCCAAACUUCGUCUGUUGGAAGUCCUAAUAAACAAGAGGGGUGUUUCCCAGACCAUGUGAUUGCAGAGUGAACAUUCCAGAAUCGAAACGGUAUACAUCCCGUGGCUGCACUACAUUGUGUUUAGCAGGUUCUAGACAGAGAAUCGUGCGUCUCUGUUGAACACCAAAUCCCGCUUUACCAUAAGGGAGCAUGCUUUCUCCUGCUCAAGGAUGGCCGUGUGUGUUUCACCCCAAAGUCUUGGUAUGCUAGGAGACUGCUUUCUAUCCCCUUUUUUAUCAUGAAUGUGCAGUUCUUGGAACAUAUCAUAAUUGCCUCUUGAAUUGGGUCCCACUUUGACUCAUUAUAUAUGGGUAAGAACUAAUGGUCCAUGAAGCACUUGACUGCUCUUAGCAGAACAAGGGGACCGACGUCACAGAUAUUUAACUCCUUUGGCCAAUUCAACUGUUUUAAAUAAAUGAUGCAGCAUAAAUUUAAUCAAAAGCUACAAUCUGUGCAUGGAGAAAACCUGUCCUAAGGCUGAAGCUUAGCAUUAUGUUUAUCCCUAUAAGGACUACUACUGUACUUAUGUUUCUACUGCUUGGAUACAAGCCACUACUUGGUCUUUACAGUCACAGCUCCGCCACUGUAUAACUGGCAUUCUGCUGGUUGUUAUUUCUUUAAUCUGUUCUAAUUUCAUGUUGCACUGAUGAACAGCAGGGGCUAGACUUUAUUCUUCUCUAUUAUAACACAAAGAAGUAAAACGUGGGCUGCACAUAUCCAUUGUAGUGUGCUGUCCACUUUAACACUACUGGACCUCAGGCAUGCAAAUUUCUACGUUAUCCGACUGGAAUGCUUGGCCUUCAAAACAAUUUCAUAUCUUCAUUCCUUGCCCUUUCAGGGGAAAAUUGUAUUGUUGUCCUCUCUUUGGAUCACAUCUGAAAAGUAAAAUACGGAGCUACAGAUUAUUCUGAAUAUCCAGGGGAGAAAAACAUUUUAAGCAGCCUCUUGGCUUUGCGUCUUUUUCAUCCGAUGGACCCUUUUUAAAAAUCAAAGUGAUCUUUCUAGAUUUUCUUAACCCUUUCAAUCAGAUAAUCGAUUAUGAUUCUGUUAAUAUAGGCCUUGGGGUUAAAUGUGUGCAAAAAUUCCCCCUCUCCCUUACCCCUUUUUGCAGCAUGCACUUUCUUUUUAUAUUAUGUGAUGCAUAUAUAUAUAUAUA
Messenger RNA from Xenopus laevis (African clawed frog), 3566 nucleotides. RefSeq names its product family with sequence similarity 13 member A S homeolog (gene fam13a.S). The transcript has 18 exons. NCBI's taxonomy places the organism in Eukaryota, Metazoa, Chordata, Amphibia, Anura, Pipidae. The record is from RefSeq and is a predicted model, not a curated record. Bases 889 to 2430 code for a protein of 513 amino acids.